This is a messenger RNA of Maudiozyma saulgeensis, 789 nucleotides long. The record is from the annotation of a GenBank genome assembly. NCBI's taxonomy places the organism in Eukaryota, Fungi, Ascomycota, Saccharomycetes, Saccharomycetales, Saccharomycetaceae.
AUGAGAAACCAGAUGGCACCAUGGGUGCCUCUGUUUAUACAAUCCAGUAAUAAUAACAAGAAUGAAAAGAAUCCGUUCACUCCAUUUCAAUUUGCAACGGUACAAGAGGGUCCUAUUGGGAAACCUACAGUGAAAACAGUUGUCUUUAGAGAUUUCUUAUUUCACGAUAAAUGUACAAACGUUUUGACAUUCUGUACAGAUUUACGUAAUGAUAAAUUAUGUAAUUCAAGUCCAUAUUUUGAAUCAUGUUUCUAUUUCCCAACAACAUGGGAACAAUAUCGGUUCAGUGGUCAAUGGUUCAUCCUAUCGUUAGAAUCCUCUAAUCACAUUGAAACUACAGAUCAAUUCUUGGUUCAACAUACUCAUGAGGAAUGGGAAGAUGAAAUAAUGAGACAAUGGGGUCAAAUGUCUCGUGGUGCUAAAUCGUUAUAUCGUAAACCUGCACCAGGAAGUCCAUUAAGUGAAGCAAAUAGAAAAAAAUUGGAUAAGAUUCAACGUGGAGUUGAUGGUGCUCAUGAUGAUACAGGAUUAGAGAAUUUCGGAUUGGUAUGUUUAUUGGUAGAUAAAGUAGACUAUUUAAAUUUGAAAGAUGGUAGUGGUGGUGAACGUAGAUUAUUUGAACGAUGCACCAAAUCUUCUUCCAGUAAUGAAUCUAAUAAUGAUAAAAAUGAUAAUGAAAUUAAUGAUGAUGAUGAUGAUGACGAUGAUGAUAAUGAACAAGAACAAGACGACGAGGACGAAGAUGAUGAUCAUUGGGCCAUGUGGAAAGAGACAGAAGUAUGUCCAUAA